This is a messenger RNA of Acanthamoeba castellanii str. Neff, 2886 nucleotides long. Its product is annotated as serine/threonine protein kinase. NCBI's taxonomy places the organism in Eukaryota, Discosea, Longamoebia, Acanthamoebidae. Gene Ontology annotation, molecular function: protein kinase activity; ATP binding. Gene Ontology annotation, biological process: cyclic nucleotide biosynthetic process; intracellular signal transduction; protein phosphorylation. The transcript is spliced from 11 exons. Bases 1 to 2886 code for a protein of 961 amino acids. The record is from RefSeq and is a predicted model, not a curated record.
AUGACGUGCAAGGGCCAGCACGUGAGCUCCGUGUACGGCUGCAUCUACCAAGGCACCCUCUGCUCCGACCACGGCCUGUGCAACCAGGACCUCCAAGGCACCGGCUCUUGCUUCUGCCAGACCGGCUUUGAGGGCGACCACUGCGAGGUCGCCAUCGCAAGCAACACGAGCGACGUGCCGCUCGGGGCCAUCCUGGGCUCCAUCAUCCCGGCGGCGGUGAUCGCGUUGGUGGUGCUGUGCUGCAUCAUCGUGGGCCUGGCGGUGUGGAUGAAGCGGGCGGAGAAGGAGGACGACUGGGAGGUGGACAUGAACGAGCUGGAGAUGGGCGAACAGCUCGGCACCGGCGGCUAUGGUGAAGUGCGCAAGGCCAUGUGGAAGGGCACGGAGGUGGCAGUGAAGAUGAUGAUCUCGGAGAAUGCCGGACGCGAGCUGGAGCGGAACUUCAAGGAAGAGGUGCGGGUGAUGACGGCGCUGCGGCAUCCCAACGUGGUGCUGUUCAUGGCGGCAUGCACCAAGCCGCCCAAGAUGUGCAUCGUCAUGGAGCUCAUGGCCCUCGGCUCCCUCUUUGACCUGCUGCACAACGAGCUGAUCCCGGACAUCCCGUUCGCGCUGCGCAACAAGAUGGCCUACCAGGCGGCCAAGGGCAUGCACUUCCUCCACUCGUCGGGCAUCGUGCACCGCGACCUCAAGUCCCUCAACCUGCUCCUCGACUCCAAGUGGAACGUCAAGGUGAGCGACUUCGGCCUGACCAAGUUCAAGGAGGAGAUGAACCGCAACGCGGCCAAGGAGGUCCAGGGCAGCGUGCACUGGACGGCGCCAGAGAUCCUCAACGAGGCCAUGGAUAUCGACUACAUGGUGGCCGACAUCUAUUCGUUCGGCAUCAUCUUGUGGGAGCUGAGCACUCGGCAGCAGCCCUACAUGGGCAUGAGUCCGGCGGCGGUGGCAGUGGCGGUGCUGAGGGACAACACGAGACCGCCGCUGCCCGAACUCGAGCAAACCUCGGUGCCGGCCGAGUUCGUGGAGCUCAUCCGCAACUGUUGGCAUCACGACCCGACCGUUCGCCCCUCCUUCCUGGAGGUGAUGACGCGACUGAGCGCGCUCGGCGGUGAGGGCGGUACGUCGUCGCUCACCCGGACCUCGACCUCGUCUUCAUCGGGCGGCGGCGUUGAUCGGUUGGGAUCGUGGACCACGCCAUCGGGCGGGUCGGCGAGCAACACCAGCACGGGCUCCUCCAGCUCCGACGGGCGAGGGUCGGCGGCGUCAUCCGGUGGCGGUGGUGCGGCGGGCGGGGUGCGCGCGCCAGAGGGCGAGAUGGCGAUCGUGUUCUCGGACAUCACGCGCGCUGCCUCGCUGUGGGAGUUCAACGCCGAGGCCAUGCGCGACGCCACGCUCCUCCACAACGACACCAUGCGGUCGCUGCUCAAGAAGCACCGCGGCUACGAAGUCGUCUUCAUCCGGGACAGGAACAGCGGGGAGGGCUCGUUCUGCAUGGCCUUCCAGAACACGACCGACGCGCUCGAUGGGGCGACGGACGACCGGGUGCUGUUCAAGGGGCUGCGGGUGCGGAUGGGGGUGCACGUGGGGCAGCCGCGCAUGGUGCGGGACCCGAUGACAAGGCGCGUGGAGUACAUCGGGCCGGUGAUCAACGCGGCGGCGCGCAUCACGGCGAUGACGCACGGCGGGCAGAUCCUGCUGUCGGGGGCCACGUUCGACAAGGUGCGCGGCGAGAGCGAGCUGGCGAGCAAGGAGGCCAAGCGCAUGGUGUGCCUGGGCAAGUUCGAGAUGCCCGACUCCCCCAAGGGGGCGAAGCUGUACGAGCUGAAGCCGCGAGGCCUCGAUGGUCGAUUCUUCGGCGGCGUGUCGCGAGGCGGAGCACACAACAAGGACUCGGAUCAGAGUCCCUCGUUGGACCAGCAGAGCGGGGGCAAGAGCCGGCAGGAUGGAGACGAGCGUGAGGCGCGCGGCGAGGGACACUCCUCGAUGUCGAGCGCGAGCAGCGAUGGGGAGAUGCAGGCGGUGGUGGGCGAGGGCAUGAUGUUCCAGGAGGACAACUUCCUCACGUCGGCCAACCUGUGCCGCUGGGUGAUCGACUUCAACGAGAUCGCCCUCGGCAAGCAGGUGGGGCUGGGGUCGUACGGGGUGGUGUUCAAGGGCAAGUGGAAGGGCGUCGAGGUGGCGGUGAAGCGGUUCAUCAAGCAGAAGCUGGACGAGCGGCGCAUGCUCGAGUUCCGCGCCGAGAUGGCCUUCUUGUCCGAGCUCCACCAUCCCAACAUCGUCCUCUUCAUCGGGGCGUGCGUGAAGCGGCCCAACCUGUGCAUCGUGACCGAGUUCGUCAAGAACGGCAGCCUGCGCGACAUCCUGGCCAACAACAGCGUCAAGCUGGCCUGGGCGCAGAAGCUCAAGCUGCUGCACAGCGCGGCGCUGGGCAUCAAUUACCUGCACUCGCUGCAGCCGGUGAUCGUGCACCGCGACCUGAAGCCGUCCAACCUGCUGGUGGACGAGAACAUGAACGUGAAGGUGGCCGACUUUGGGUUCGCGCGCAUCAAGGAGGAGAACGCCACCAUGACCCGCUGCGGCACUCCCUGCUGGACCGCGCCGGAGGUGAUCAGGGGCGAGAAGUACUCGGAGAAGGCCGACGUGUUCUCGUUCGGCGUCAUCAUGUGGGAGGUGCUCACGCGCAAGCAGCCCUUUGCCGGCCGCAACUUCAUGGGCGUGUCGCUCGACGUGCUCGAGGGUCGGCGGCCGGCGGUGCCGAGCGACUGCGGUCAGGCCUUCAAGAAGCUCAUGAAGAAGUGCUGGCACGCCGAGGCCAAGAAGCGGCCGUCGAUGGACGACGUCGUCACGCAGCUCGACGCUCUCCUUGGUCCCGACCACCACGCCGUCUAA